GUGAGACGACAUGGGAGAAGAAGAGAUAUCACUACUUAAAUUUCGUACUCUCCCUACGCUCAGGACCUCUGACUUCGCUCUCACCGACGAACCUUCGUCAUGGAAUCGCGGGAGAGGGAACAUAAGAAGCGGUGGCGUUUUGAGCAAUUUCGCGUCCUUAUCGGUAGCUGUUAGGAGAGAAGGGAGGGAAUCUGAUGGAGCAUUUGCGUCCGUUUCUGUGGUGAUUAAGAAGGGAGAUGACGACGUAUUCGCGCCUACACUGGCUCAGCUAUUGAAAAACCCCGUCGCUCUUUUGUCUUUCGUACCGAAAGACCCUGCUCUGUUUUUCGCAGGAGCAUUCGCCGGAGCCGCCGCAAAGUCAGUGACGGCACCGCUUGAUCGUAUAAAGCUCCUCAUGCAGCCACAGGCAAUUAUGCUAAUUGGAAGAGAAGAAGGUGUUAAAGGUUAUUGGAAAGGAAACCUACCUCAGGUGAUAAGGAUCAUACCUUAUAGAGCGAUCCAGUUAUUUGCAUAUGAAACAUACAAGAAACUCUUCAGCGGAAAAGAUGGCCAAUUGUCUGGUCUUGGCAUGCUUGGGGCUGGUGCUUGUGCUGGCAUGACCUCUACCCUGAUUACAUAUCCUUUAGAUGUGCUGAGGUUAAGGUUAGCUGUUGAACCGGGGUAUCGGACCAUGUCCCAGGUUGCCUUGAACAUACUGAGGGAGGAAGGACUUGCAUCAUUUUAUAACGGUCUGGGUCCUUCGCUUUUAAGUAUAGCUCCUUACAUUGCCAUCAACUUCUGCGUCUUUGAUCUGGUAAAGAAAUCUUUGCCAGAGAAGUAUCAAAAGAAGACACAAUCAUCUUUGAUAACAGCAGCGGUGGUUGCUGCUAUUUCUACGGGUACAUGCUAUCCCUUGGAUACCAUUAGAAGACAGAUGCAAUUGAAGGGUACUCUUUAUAAAUCAGUAUUUGACGCCUUCUCAGGCAUCGUUGAGCGUGGAGGAGUUAUUGGCUUGUACCGUGGAUUUGUCCCCAAUGCCCUUAAAAGCAUUCCAAACAGCAGUAUAAAGCUUACAACAUUCGACAUUGUUAAGAAACUCAUUGCCGCAAGUGAGACGGAAUUCCAAAGAAUCGUCGAUGAUAAUCGCAAGAAAUCAGCAACUCCUCCUCCUAACUCAAUCGAUAAAGAAAAGUAAAGUCGCUGUUAAGUUUGAAUCUCCCUUUGAUCCUCCUAACAUCUUCUUUUGCUGUGUGUAUUUUUGAAUUUGAAGGCAUUAAUUAAGCCCAUAGAGUGUAUGUCACAGUUCAUAUGUUUUGGUAAUUAAAGUUGGGUUGUCUCCCGGCUUUACGUUCA
This is a messenger RNA of Raphanus sativus (radish), 1332 nucleotides long. RefSeq names its product thylakoid ADP,ATP carrier protein, chloroplastic. The transcript has 9 exons. NCBI's taxonomy places the organism in Eukaryota, Viridiplantae, Streptophyta, Magnoliopsida, Brassicales, Brassicaceae. The record is from RefSeq and is a predicted model, not a curated record. Gene Ontology annotation, molecular function: ATP transmembrane transporter activity. Gene Ontology annotation, biological process: transmembrane transport. Bases 11 to 1174 code for a protein of 387 amino acids. Gene Ontology annotation, cellular component: thylakoid membrane.